AUAGUUUUACGACCACUGCAGUAGUGUAACUUUUCCAAACGUUUCCUAUUUGAGAUUUAGAAAUUGACACAUUGGCUCAAGGCGAAUUCAUACAUUUAUAAAUUCGCCUUGAAUUGACUAUUUUUCAAUUUGGCGGUUGGAUUUUCAGUUGUCCCGUUUAUCUGAGUUAAUUUGUUAAACGAUUUUGUUAUAUUGUGUGUAUUUUCGAUGUUAAAGUGAUAAUUUGUAUGUCUGUCUUUUCUUUAUUAAUGUUGUAUGAAGUGUAUUUUAAUAACAAAUAAGUUUAAAUCAAAUCAGACUUAACAAAAAUCUGCGAAUAAAAUGAGCGCUUUCGAGGUGGUGCUUACUCCGACACACCCAAAAUGCAAGAAGCGAAUAGAAUCUCGCGAGCCUACCGACGUUGUAAUGGCGCCAUUCUCCGCCAAAUCCAUUGUAACAUUCGAAGAUGUGCCAGUUGGAAAGACGGCGAGACGUAUUUUACGUAUAGUCAACCCCUCUGAGGAUAAUAUAGAGGUCCGUGUUAUAAAGCCAAUAAGCGAGGAAUACAAUGUUUCAAUUAGUUGGGACGAAAUCGUUAUACCCCGAUCCAAAACUGUAGAGAUGGAGAUGGUAUGGAAUCCUUUGGAACAAUUCACUUGUAAAGAAACAUUACAACUUUUGGAUAACAGAAAUUUUCGUAAGGAUGUUAUGGUGAUAAUGAAAACCCGCGUAACCAAUCCUAUUAAGAGUGUUCGAAAAUUUCCAACUAUUUCGACUAGUAACAGCAGUUAUGUGAGAACGCUACGUCUCAAGUCCCCGAAAGGUGCCACAAAAUCGCACAAAUCCAGCUCAGCACAGACACAAUCGCGCAAACCACCCACAACAACUACUCAAAGGGCAGGUAAACCGCCUUCUGCCCCAUCAACCACACAGGUACGCGCGCCUCCUCCGAGAUCAGUAUGGGCAGAUACUAAAUGUAAUUUACGUGAAGAACAGAAACGCGAAGUGUUCGAUGAAAUUACUAUAAACUUUACUCACACAUCUCCGCUUUCUGAGCGAAAUAUUUACGCGCGCAACAAAGCUGUGAAUACUGCUAUGCCCACAGUUUCUUCAAACAAAUCACCAGUUCUGCUUACACACAAAGAAAAUGUUAGUCCUAUGACUCCUAGCAAUGUCAUAAAAAUGUUCGACAAGAUUCAGUUCACACCUAUAAACAGUGGUGAUGUGAAAAGUGGUAUUGCUGGACAUCACGAUUUGGAUAAUUUAGCCAGUUGGCCAACACCUGUUAGCGUGGAUUCGGUGAAGGUUAACUUAUCAACCAUGCGACCACGGCGGUUAACUUCGGCCAAUGAGUCCGCUGAUUUCCUUGAGAAUACUAAUACCACUCAUAUGACAGUCGAGUUUCAUAUGGAUCAAAAAUCGCCUGGCAGCGCUGUUAUUACAAAUAAAACUUUUGAAGUAAGACACGAAAAUAUUAAUAUAUCAACAGAUUCCUUGGACACACCCGUUUGUUAUGGUGUUACGCUUAACAAGACCACUACAAUUACCACAACUCCAAAGUCGCGCCCACUAGCUAUGAUAGAAGAGGAAGAUACUAGCCUUUGCAGUGGAGAACCUGAGAAAACUUAUGUGAAAAACAAAAGUGAGAUAGUGGCCGAAUCAAGUCCCGUGCGUGGGGAAGAAGAUCUGUUACGCGACAUUAAAUUAGUAGGCACACCUUUGCGAAAAUACUCCGAAUCAAUGAAAGAUCUUUCACUGCGUUCACCAAGCAAGCGUUACUCGGCUAGUCAAGGUUCUAUGCCGAAUCUGAAUGAAAUGGAAUGUAUUCGGUCCAUCGAGCAGAAUCGAUACUUUUUCAAUAAUCGCAUGCCAUCGCAAGGGGGUUUAAUCUCGGAAGCAAGUACCCCUAUCUACCCACCACCCAAAAUUGGUGAACCCAAUACCCUAGGCAACGAAUCUGCAUAUGUCGAUUUAGGGAUUAUGUCCCAAGCCGAUCUCGCUUUUAAUCAAAGCGAAAUAUUAGCGCAAUCGAGUCGUUUUAAUUUAAAUGAAGUUGGCGUAAAAUCGCGUCGCAGUAGCCCAGUUCCUGUGUCUGGCAAAUGGCGAGAUUUACGUGGCGUGUCACCCAAAUCAUCAAAAGUUAAAUUGUCUGAGUAUUCGCCAUCGAAAUCAAACAAGCGAAAUUCACAGGAUCUAUCUUUUUCCGAUGCGCCAAGCAGUGAAUCUCUAGCGACUACUUCCAGCGAUAAAUCGUCAGUUAGGAGCUGUUCUUCUAAAUCCAAAAAUGCACCAUCUUCCAACAAAAAUAUGAGCCUGAUUUUGGUUUCGCCACCAAAGCGGCAGCGUGUAGAUAAUGAUUUCACUUUUGAGCGUCCGUCAAUACCUGGUUUAUCGCGCUCCAAAAAUUGGUCACGUACUCAGGUGAAAAAGAUGAAAAUAGUAAAGCCAACUACACCAAAAAAGGUCAGUCCACCAAAUAUUCAACUCU
Molecule: messenger RNA, 2467 nt
Organism: Rhagoletis pomonella (apple maggot)
Lineage: Eukaryota; Metazoa; Arthropoda; Insecta; Diptera; Tephritidae
Product: protein abnormal spindle-like
Exons: 4
Source: RefSeq, a predicted model, not a curated record